CUUCGCCAUUUCUUUUCUCUUCUUCAUUUUCUUGUUAAAGACCCAUCAUUAAAGAUGUUGCUUCGCGACUUCAGUGUCGUAACUCCUUAUAACGCAAGACCAUCCUCCUGUGGUUAUUGCAAAUCCUCUGCAGGUUCACGUACCUAUGGAAUGUCUGCUCAUCUCAUGACACCAAAGGACUACCAAGCACUCAUUAAUCGAGGCUGGAGACGAUCUGGACGUUAUCUCUACAAGCCUAACCUCCGAGAUAGCUGUUGUCCCCAAUAUACCAUUCGGCUGAAUGCAAACGAAUUUGAGGCAUCGAAACAUCAACGUCAGAUUGUGAAUCGAUUCAAUACGUAUAUCCAGGAAGGUGAUGAUAGCUUUGAGAAGGAUAUUACUUUACGCAAAGCGGAGAGAUCUGAGGUAGAGAAACAGGAAUCUUCUAAAGACUCAAUAGAGACAUCAUCAACAGCUGCAACUUUGAUUCCAACUGCGUCUACUCCAAUAUCGACACCUAAAGAACCUGGCACAUCAGCAUCAACAACACCUUCUAAGAAGCAAAAACAAAAGAAGCCCCCAAAGAAUGCACCUCAGGAUCUAAGGACACGUAUCCGUUUAUCAGAAUAUCUUCACUCACCUGAGGUCAGCUCUUGGAAGCAUCGCUUGAAGAUCAUACUAGAACCGUCAUCCUUUACGGAAGAAAAGUAUGCCCUGUAUGCGAAAUAUCAAAAGGAAGUCCAUCAUGAAUCUAAAUCCAGGUGCCUACCAAAAGGAUUCACCAACUUUUUGGUUUCGACACCUCUCACGCCUUCAAAGGAAUCGAACUGGACAGAAGAGGACCCAGGAUUUGGUUCUUUCCACCAAUGUUAUUAUCUGGAUGACAAGCUAAUUGCGGUUUCAGUGAUAGACAUAUUACCAGAGUGCGUAUCAGCUGUUUACUUUUUCUACGACACAGAUUACUCAGUUUUAUCACUUGGGAAAUACAGUGCCCAAAGAGAGAUUGCGCUUGCUCAGACAUUGAACACAAAACCUGGAUAUGAGAAUCUUAAAUAUUACUACAUGGGCUUUUACAUUUUCACCUGUCCAAAGAUGACUUACAAGGGCCAGUUUCAUCCUUCGUACCUCUUGGAUCCAGAAACGUAUAACUGGAUUGAAUUCAAAAAGUGCCAGCAGGUCCUUGGAGAGCAGCGUUAUACUAGCUUUGAACAUCCAACGGCAAUGAAUCCGCUUUUUGAGGCAAAGGUGAAAACAAUCAUUGAGAAGAAGAAGGGCUCACCAUCAUCGGAUAGUUCUGAAGACGAAGAUGAAGUUGAGAAUGAUAGCGAUGGCACGGAUGCCGAUGAAUGGGAAAGUGUCGAUGAAGAUGGGGAAGAUGAAUAUGAGGACAGCGGUUCAGACGGGAUCAACAACAAGGCUCCGCGGGACUCCAAUAACGAAAGUGAAAGCGGAAAAGGUACUGGUAACGAACGGAAAAAGAAACGAUUGAGUAAACUCACUACAGGAAUAGAAGCAGAAACAGAAUCAAGUAUCGAGAAGAGCGCGUCGGAAGCUACAGAGAAAGAAACUGCAGUUGCUGCAAAGAAACAGAGUCGGGAGAUGAAGCGAGUGUUUCGUGAGACCAUCAAGCAGCCUCCACCAGGGUGCUUAGAUCCAAAGGACUUGACGCAAUAUGAUCUAGCUGGGGUCCUUUGUCUGACCAAUUCCAAUACAUUGCGCCCAGUCUUGAUGACAGACAUGUAUCGGAACCACAAGGAUAUUCAGAAAACUGUCGCAGAGUAUGUUUCAUAUGUUGGUAUCGAUCUAGCCAAUGCCAUGAUCCUCUAUAUCUUAUGAUGGGUGAUGAGGAAACAUUGUUCGUGUCUAUUGGAUAUAGUGUGUUGUUCGUAUAUAGUACAUCCAAAAAGAAAAGCCCUUGUACUUUUUCUUUGUAAUUGGCAUUGUAUUCGAAUGGAAGCUUUAUAAAGCAUAGCGACAUAGUUUACACGGGG
Messenger RNA from Lobosporangium transversale, 1970 nucleotides. Its product is annotated as arginine-tRNA-protein transferase. Gene Ontology annotation, biological process: protein arginylation. Lineage: Eukaryota; Fungi; Mortierellomycota; Mortierellomycetes; Mortierellales; Mortierellaceae. The record is from RefSeq and is a predicted model, not a curated record. The coding region runs from base 55 to 1815 and encodes 586 amino acids. Gene Ontology annotation, molecular function: arginyl-tRNA--protein transferase activity. Gene Ontology annotation, cellular component: cytoplasm. The transcript is spliced from 8 exons.